This is a messenger RNA of Photinus pyralis (common eastern firefly), 998 nucleotides long. Its product is annotated as sperm-associated antigen 7. NCBI's taxonomy places the organism in Eukaryota, Metazoa, Arthropoda, Insecta, Coleoptera, Lampyridae. The transcript is spliced from 5 exons. Gene Ontology annotation, molecular function: nucleic acid binding. The record is from RefSeq and is a predicted model, not a curated record. Bases 90 to 788 code for a protein of 232 amino acids.
AUCAUGUAGUGAAAAUAUUGCUUUUUUGACAGUUAAAUUAAAAAAAUUGAAUUUCUUUGAAUUUCGUUUAAUUUUUAUUGAAAAGAACGAUGGAUUUGCUUGGUUCUAUAAUGAGUUCAAUGGAGAAACCACCCUCACUUACAGAGAAAGAAAAACUACUGAUCAAGAAACGAAAGGAAGAAAUAGAAAGACGACAAGCUGCAGAAAAGGAGAAUCUCAAAAAGUUUAAAGAUAAAGUCGAAAUGCAAUUAACGAGUUAUUUUAAAAACAAAGAGAAUUUGAGUUUGAAAUUUGCGCCUCUCGACCAUGUAUACAGAAGCAUUAUACAUGAUGUCGCCGAAGCGGCAGGUUUCCUAACGUACGCCUUCGGUGUAGAUGGUGUUGAUAGAUACAUCCGUGUGUAUAGAAAAGAGAAUGCCCCAUGCGAAGACGAACUAGCUGCACGACGGAGGGGAGAUCCUUGGAACGACGCUAUCAAGCAGAAUCUAAUCAAACAAAGGGAACGUGAAAGAGUGUCAGAACAAGAGGAGUUAAAACGCAAACCAGAAAAAUUUACUCCCACUUCUAAUUAUAAAGAUAAAUAUGCCCAUCUCAUUGGCCAUGAUGCCGCCUUAAAAGCAGCACGGAAAACAGAAACAAACAAAAGUUAUGGAUUCGUGCCCAGUGAAAAUAAGAAAGAUGUACGCUCUAUUGAGCAAACUAUGGCAGAUAUACGAGCGAAGAAGAGGUUGAAAACCACCCACGAUUUGGAUGACGAUUGCGGUUCAUCAGAAAUUACCGAGAAAUGAUGCGCUGCUCUUAUUUAAAACAUAUAAAUGUAACGGGUAUAAGCUCAUAACUACAACAUAUGCGAUGGUUAAUUUUUAGAAACCAAUGGUUUAAUUUUGCGUAAUUAUAAUGAUAUUUUGUUCGUUGACAUUAGUAGUUAAACAAUUCUAAGUUAUGAUAGUGUACAUUAUGUAAUUAAUGGAUUGUGAUUUUUAAAACGGAACUUGUUU